This is a messenger RNA of Iphiclides podalirius (scarce swallowtail), 321 nucleotides long. The record is from the annotation of a GenBank genome assembly. Lineage: Eukaryota; Metazoa; Arthropoda; Insecta; Lepidoptera; Papilionidae.
AUGUACAUAACCUUUCAUAAUCUAGAGGCAUACUUCGCGGUAAUUUAUGUGAAUUAUUUCGUGCCAGGAAGUUUGAAAAUACAAACAAACGUUUACGAAGUAGGAUUAAAAGAGCUCUGGGAUGCAAUCGAUGUAGCUGCAUUUAGUCGUCAGCUGUUUGAAUCACGAAGAUGGCUGCCAAAGGGCGAAGCGCCUUUCCCUGGAUAUUGUAGGGCUCCAGGGAGCGGCGUUUGCCUACCAAUGCUUUGUAAUUGCCAGAAACUAUUGGAAAUUUGGAACAAAAUUAACAACACUCAAAUAAAACUAAAAGGUAAAAUUCAU